AUGAAUUAUGAUGAUCAAGCAAAUGUUUUAAAUUGCGCAAAAGAGCAUCCAACACUUCCAGAACUCCGCCAGUAUUGCUGGAAGAAAAAAGCAUUAACUGGAGCAUUUCCUCGAGGAAGAGUUGCACCUGAUGAAACCGGAUUUACUAUCAGGCUUAACAGAAACGAAAUAGAAUUUUCCAACAAUGGCAAGUGGGUUGAUGAAACAAAUCCAGAAGCUGUUCCAACCACAACAAAUCCUGUUGUAACUGAAAAUAAAAUACUCAGGCAAAGAGUGGAAACACUUACCAGAACUGCAGCCAUAUCUGAGAUAGAAGUUCAACAACUUAAAGCAGAAAUUGCUGAAGCUGAACAAAUUUUAGAACAAUUACAAAAUUCAACUAGAAAACAAUAA
Molecule: messenger RNA, 393 nt
Organism: Trichomonas vaginalis G3
Lineage: Eukaryota; Parabasalia; Trichomonadida; Trichomonadidae
Exons: 1
Coding region: 1-393 (130 amino acids)
Source: RefSeq, a predicted model, not a curated record